This is a messenger RNA of Brassicogethes aeneus, 1701 nucleotides long. Lineage: Eukaryota; Metazoa; Arthropoda; Insecta; Coleoptera; Nitidulidae. The record is from the annotation of a GenBank genome assembly.
AUGCUUCUAAAGUAUGGAAGAUUGAAAAAAAUACAUAUCAAGCUAUUAAUAGUUGUGUUUAUCUUAAUACUAUAUGUGCUAGUGUAUUUAAAGUUAUUUAAUAAUGAUAUAUCAGGCUUUAAUCUGCCUCUAAAAUUUGAAAACGAAUUUGAAGCAAUAUUAGGGCCUUAUGAAGCGAAAAUAAUUGAAAAGUUGGGCAAUAAUGGCGAGCCGGCUUAUUUAUGGGGUGAUGAAGCGUUGGAGGGAGAAAAAGCGUUAAAAAAAUUCGCUUUAAAUACAAUUUUAAGUGAUAGAAUGCCCCUAGAUAGGAAACUUAAAGAUCCAAGAAAUACCAAAUGCAAAGACUUUCAGUACGACACCAAACUUAAAGCAACAGUAAUAAUUAUAUUUUACAAUGAAUUAUUAAGUGUAAUAUUAAGAACUAUAUGGAGCGUUAUUUUACAAAGCCCAGAGCAGAAUUUACAGGAGAUAAUUUUAGUGGAUGACUCAAGUACUGAUGAAAAUCUCAAGGGUCUGUUAGACUACUACAUAACCACAAGACUGAAAGACAAAAAAGUAAAAAUAAUACAUUUAAAAAAUAGGUUAGGACUUAUAAGGGCGAGGCUACAGGGUGCUAGACUGGCAACAGGGGACGUAAUGAUAUUUUUGGAUGCCCACUGUGAGGCUACCAAGGGGUGGAUUGAACCGCUUUUGGCCCGAAUUGAGGAGGAAAAAAGUGCAGUUUUGGUGCCUAUAAUAGAUGUUAUUGAAGCUAAUACUCUAGCUUAUUCUACUAAUGGUGACACAACGUACCAGGUGGGAGGUUUCUCUUGGUCCGGUCAUUUUACCUGGAUUAACAUACAGGAUGAAGCAGAUAAAAAAAAAUUAACUCCGGUCAAAUCUCCGACAAUGGCUGGCGGGUUAUUCGCGAUAGAUAGGAAAUUUUUUUGGAACAUCGGUUCCUACGAUGAGCAAAUGGACGGUUGGGGUGGGGAAAAUUUGGAAAUGUCUUUCAGGAUAUGGCAGUGCGGGGGCAGACUGGAGACUGUACCCUGUUCGAGGGUCGGUCAUAUCUUCAGGGAUUUUCAUCCAUACACGUUCCCGAAUAAUAAGGACACCCAUGGUAUUAAUACGGCCAGAUUGGCGCAUGUGUGGAUGGACGAUUACAAGAGGUUUUUCUUCAUGUAUCAACCCGGCCUGGAGAAUAACCCCGUCGUUGGUGAUUUGACCCACAGAAAACAACUUAGAAGUAAGCUAAGAUGCAAGUCGUUCAAAUGGUACCUGGAAAACAUCUAUCCGGAAAAAUUCGUACCAGAUGAGAACGUGUACGCGUAUGGUCAAGUGAAAACGCCCUUCGAGUUGUGCCUCGACGACCUUCAGCUGCCGGAGGACAAAAUCGGGCCUUUAGGCCUCUACAACUGUCACCCUUACACAGCAAUGUCGCAAUUUUUUUCGCUUAGCUCCAAAGGCGAGCUGCGCAAGGAAAAUGUAUGCGCUGAAGUGUUCAGCAGCAAAAUGGUACAACUCACCGAGUGCCACGGCCACAAACGCGAUCAAUACUGGGUGUUCCACAAAAACGGCACCAUAUACCACCCGACGUCGAAAAAAUGCCUGUCGAGCGAAAAUAUCGACAUCGGUAAAGGUGUGGUGGUGGACAAAUGUAAAAACACCGUCUACCAAAAGUGGACGUUCACCAAUAUAAACGCAACAGCGUACAAUUAA